CACCCCCCAGCACCGGCAUCUAGAGCCCCACGUUGACUCAGGGACCAGUGCAGCUGCCAGCAUGAAGGGUGAAGAGAGCCUCCACAUCCUGGUGGAGUCAGAAGGGGACAACUUUCCACUGAUGGAGAUGGGCACUUGUGUGCCUGAGACCUAUGGGCCGUGGGACUGUGUCCUGGUAGCCGAUCUUCAGACCCAGCAAAGAGAGGAUCAGGUUCAGCGGCAACGGCAGUUCCUAAGGAAACUAGAGAGUAAGGGCUUCCACUUCAAGAUGAUGAAAGAUCAGAAGAAGGUGUUCUUUGGGAUCCGAGCUGACAGUAGGAUCUUUGAACUGUACCACACUCUCCUCAUGGAGCCUGAUGAUCCUGGCCCCCAAGCCAAGGGGCCAGGCUCAACUCAUAUCCCAGUUACCACGAGAAUCCGAAUUGUGAAUUUUGUUGUGAACAGCAAGAUGAAAGCUGAUGACACCUUUGAGAAGCUGGUAAAGGAUGGGGUCUUUGAGACCAUGUUUCCUCUGCACAAGGGUGGACAGGGUGAGAAAUACCUGAAGGAACAAUGGGCCCAGUGGGGAAAAAUGUUCCAGAAACAGCCGACUGAUGCCAUCAGGGACUACUUUGGUGAAAAGGUGGCACUGUACUUCACUUGGCUUGGCUGGUACACCUGCAUGCUGGUACCUGCUGCUCUGGUAGGCCUCAUCGUCUUUCUGAGUGGCUUUGCCCUGUUUGAAGCCAGCCUGAUCAGCAAAGAGAUCUGCAAUGCCAGUGACAUCUUCAUGUGCCCACUUGGUGACAACAGCCACCGCUACCAGCGGCUUUCAGAGAUGUGCACUUUUGCAAAGCUCACCCACCUCUUUGACAACGACGGCACUGUGGUGUUUGCCAUCCUCAUGGCUCUGUGGGCCACAGUUUUUCUGGAGUUCUGGAAACGGCAGCGUGCCUGUGCGGUCCUGCACUGGGACCUAUAUGGUUGGGAUGAGGACCAGGAAGAGAUGGCCCUUGAGCUCAUUAACUAUCCCGACUACGAACUUCAGCAACACCAGCACUCCUACCUGCGUAGCACCAUCAUCCUGGUCCUGUCCCUGUUCAUGAUCUGCUUCAUGAUUGGCAUGGCCCAUGUGCUGGUAGUCUACAGAGUGCUGGCUGUUGCCCUCUUCAGCAGGUUACUGGAGCAGCAGGUGACCACGAUCGUAGUGGUGACUGGGGCCCUGGUACACUACUUGACCAUCGUCAUCAUGACCAAGGUCAACAAGAGUGUGGCCCUGAAGCUUUGUGACUUUGAGAAGCCCAGGACCUUCUCGGAGAGAGAGAGCAAGUUCACUGUCAAGUUUUUCACCCUGCAGUUCUUUGCUCACUUCUCCUCUCUCAUCUACAUCGCCUUCAUUCUUGGCAGGAUCAAUGGUCACCCUGGGAAGUCCACACGCUUGGCUGGCCUGUGGAAGCUGGAAGAGUGCCAUCUCAGUGGCUGCAUGAUGGAUCUGUUUGUCCAGAUGGCCACCAUCAUGGUUCUGAAGCAAACCCUGAGCAACUGCAUGGAGUACCUGGUCCCGUGGUUGGCCCAUAAAUAUCACUCAAUGCGUGGUCCUAGGUCUGGAGAUCCAGAGCUUCAGGAGUGGCAGCGUAACUACUACAUGAACCCGGUUACCACCUUCAGUCUGUUUGAUGAAUUCAUGGAGAUGAUGAUCCAGUAUGGCUUCACCACCAUCUUUGUGGCCGCCUUUCCACUGGCACCACUACUGGCUCUCUUCAGCAACCUUGUGGAGAUACGCCUGGAUGCCAUCAAGAUGGUCCGGCUGCAGCGGCGCUUGGUGCCUCGAAAGGCUAAGGACAUCGGGACGUGGCUGCAGGUGUUGGAGACCAUUGGAGUGCUGGCAGUCAUUGCCAAUGGGAUGGUCAUUGCCUUUACCUCUGAGUUCAUCCCCAGGAUGGUCUACAAGUACCACUAUGGCCCAUGCCAAAAGAACACCAACAACACAGUCGAUUGCCUCCAGGGAUAUGUCAAUCACAGCCUGUCUGUCUUCUACACCAAGGACUUCCAGGACCAUGUCAGAAUGGAGGGCCAAGAAAAUGUGACCUUGUGCAGGUACCGGGACUACCGAAAUGCCCAUGACUACAACUUCUCUGAGAAAUUCUGGUACAUUCUGGCCGUCCGGCUGGCCUUUGUCAUCCUCUUUGAGCACGUCGCCUUGUGCAUCAAGCUCAUUGCUGCAUGGUUUGUGCCUGAUGUGCCCCAGUCAGUGAAGAACACUGUAUUGGAGGAGAAGUACAAGAUACUUCGGAAGAAAAUGCGCUACAUUUCCAACAGCACAGAUGUAUAGGCAACUGGAUCAAGCGGAGAAAUGUUGGUCACCAGGAGCCUGGACUAGGAGUCUCCACCUCUAUAGCUCGCCCCUGUCCAUGGGUGUGUGUGUGUGUGUGUGUUUGUGUGUAUGGGUAUGUGUUGUGGGAGACACUAAACUGUCCCAUGUGUAUGUAGGAGCCCCUUGUAUAUAUGUAGGUAUAUAUGGGUAUUUUAGGGAGCCCAUGAAUUACAUGGGAGACUCUUGUAUAUGUAGGGGGUCACCAGAGUUCCAUGUAUAUUCAGGGCAAUUGCAAGCAGCACAGAUAUGCCUGUGGGGCUUGAUCCAUCUCUCUUAGGGUUCAGGCUUGGCACAGGCCUGAGUUGACCUGUGACCCUAGUGCCCAUAGAACUGGAGGGUGCUGGCUUCUCAUGCAGUCCCAACGCAGGAAAAUCAGCCCUAGUUUUCUGGGCCCCUGUCUGGUUAUCUAGGUCCGAGAUCCUGCUCUGCUGCCUCUUAGCUGGCGGGGGACCCAAAGUCCAACUUUCUGACUUUCCUUUGACUGGCCUGGAUUCCCACAGUCAGUAGAACGAUCUAUAAUAAAAAUA
Molecule: messenger RNA, 2880 nt
Organism: Nannospalax galili (Upper Galilee mountains blind mole rat)
Lineage: Eukaryota; Metazoa; Chordata; Mammalia; Rodentia; Spalacidae
Gene: Ano9
Product: anoctamin 9
Exons: 24
Coding region: 62-2311 (749 amino acids)
Biological process (GO): chloride transmembrane transport
Cellular component (GO): plasma membrane
Molecular function (GO): chloride channel activity; protein dimerization activity
Source: RefSeq, a predicted model, not a curated record